Triticum turgidum subsp. durum (durum wheat) is the source of this 1596-nucleotide messenger RNA. The record is from the annotation of a GenBank genome assembly. NCBI's taxonomy places the organism in Eukaryota, Viridiplantae, Streptophyta, Magnoliopsida, Poales, Poaceae.
AUGGAUAAUUUCUUCAACUCCGUGUUCUCCGCCGCCGCCGCCGGCGAGCACGAGGAAGAGGAGGGCGAGGAGGAGGAGCGGGAGGUCGAGCAAGCAGCGGAGAGGGACGGGGGAGGCGAUUCUGGUGGCGGGUGGAGCUUCGGUGGGCUGAUGAAGACACUGGCCGAGGAGAUUGAGGGGCAGCGGGAAGAGCAGGAUGAGGGCGGGCAAGGCGGCAUGGCGGCAGCGGAUGAGGUGCAGGGGGAGGAAGGGGGUGGCUCCGGCGGCGGAUGGAGUUUCGCUGGGCUGAUCAAGACGCUCGCGGAGGACUUGCCUCCGCGGGACGAGCAGGAAGCCGCGGAGGAUGAGGACGACGAGCUAGAAGCCGAGGCUCCGGAGGAGGAGGCGGGGGAGGAGGGUGUUUCCGGCGGCGGGUGGAGCUUCGGAGGAUUGAUGAAGACGUUCUCGUCGCGGUCGGAGUCGGUGCUCGAGGGCUACCGCCGCGACCUCCAGGACCUCGGGUCUGGCCUCCGCGUCGAGACCACGGCCCUUCGCGCAGCCGCUGCGCGGGCUGCGGCGGCGCUCCCUGGCGCGCUCGAGGCCGGUGCGUCCGUCGCUUCCGACAGGCUCGAGUCCGUCGGACAGGCUGUCGAUGACCUUGGGGCCGCCGCUGCAGGACUUCUUUCCCAUGCCAACGAGGCGCUCCGAUCUGUCGACGCUGAUGGCGAAGAUGCUACCGGCGACGGCUCAUCCCAACUCUCUGAGUCCGCCUCCGGAGCCUCCUGGCGUUCGUCCCUUCCGUCCAAGAAGUACACCCGUUUCGAGGCACAGGUUCUGGCGCUGCGUGCCGAUCCUACCACGUUCACCGAGGAGCCUGAGGACGCCGAGGGGUUCAGCAGGUGGCAGGAGGCAUUCAGCGUUGAAGAGAGAAAAGAUGAGAUUGAAGGCGUGCUCAGGGAGAGUCCUGGGUUGGAGAGCUUCGUGGAGAGGCUUGUGCCUUCGGUGGUAGCCUAUGACAUGUUCUGGUGCAGGUAUUUCUUUGCGGUGGACAAGCUCAGGCAAGCAGAGGAUGUCCGCACCAAACUCGUAAGCAGGGCCAUGUUGAAGGAAGACGAGGAAGAACUCAGCUGGGAGGUCGAUGAUGACGAUGAUGAUAAUCAAGGUGAUUACAAACAAGGCACUGUCACAAUACCAGAUAAGAAAGAGGAGCAAAUCGGUGAGUCUGUUAGCCAUGAAGCACAGGUUGAGGGAAAACAAGAAGUAGAAGCGAAUGAAAAAAACGCAGCGGAAGAUAAGGAGAUGAUUUUGGUAGCACCAAAGGACAAUAAUGGUGAAUCCAGCGGUGAGGCAUCGACACCAAAGUCAAGCAAUGGCACUGGGCAGGAAGAGAAGACUGAAGCUGGCGACUCAUGUAAGGAGAGUGAUUUAUCACUGGUGUCUCGACCGUCACUGCAGGAGGAAGAUCUUAGCUGGGAGGAGAUUGAGGAUGUUGGUGAUCAAGAUGAGAAGAAAGCGGGGAGUCCACGGUCAAGCCCUAGUAGCAAAGUGGAGGAUAUCCGAAAACGGUUGAACUCUGUGCAAGACGAUGAAGACCUAAGUUGGGAUGUUGAUGAGUAA